Molecule: messenger RNA, 1455 nt
Organism: Mauremys reevesii (Reeves's turtle)
Lineage: Eukaryota; Metazoa; Chordata; Testudines; Geoemydidae
Product: zinc finger protein RFP-like
Exons: 8
Coding region: 1-1455 (484 amino acids)
Molecular function (GO): zinc ion binding; protein binding
Source: RefSeq, a predicted model, not a curated record
AUGGCUGCAGAGAACCCCGUGGAAAGUCUCCAGGAGGAAGCGACAUGUCCCGUCUGUCUGGAGUAUUUCACAGAACCGGUCAGUGUGGAGUGUGGGCACAAUUUCUGCCGAGCCUGCAUCAGCCAGUGCUGGGAGGGAUCCGAUACAGCUGCCUCCUGCCCUCAGUGCAGAGAAACUGUGCAACAGAGAAACCUCAGGCCCAACAGGCAGCUGGCAAAUGUCGUAGAGCUCGUCAAGCAGUUGAGUUUACAGGCAGCAAAGGGAGCAGGAGGGGACGGGGUGUGUGGGGAACACCAGGAGGCUCUGAAACUGUUCUGUGAAGAGGAUCAAACCCCCAUCUGUGUGAUCUGCAGAGAGUCCCGGGCUCACCGGGCUCACACGGUGGUUCCCAUCCAGGAGGCUGCCCAGGAGUACAAGGAAAGAGUCCAGUCCCACUUGAAAACUCUGAGGGAAGAGAGAGAAAAGCUACUGGGAUUGAAAGCGACUGGAGAGAGGAAUUGCCGGGAAUAUCUGAAACAAACACAAACCGAGAGGCAGAAGAUUGUGUCUGAAUUUCAGCAACUGCAGCAGUUCCUGAAGGAACAAGAGCGACUCCUGCUGGCCCAGCUGGAGAAGCUGGACAAGGAGAUAGUGAGGAUCCAGAAUGAAAAUGUCAGUAAACUCUCCGAGCAGAUUUCCCGUCUGAGUGAGCUGAUCAAUGAGAUGGAAGGGAAGUGUCAGAAGCCAGCGAGUGAAUUCCUACAGGAUGUCAGAACCACCUUGAGCAGGUGUGAGAAGGGGAAGUUCCAGCAGCCAGAAGAGAUUUCUCCUGAACUGGAAGAGCGAGUCAGUGGUUUCCCCCAGAAAACGAUUGUGCUAAUGGAGAUUCUGGGGAAGUUCAAAGACACUCUGCCGUCUGAAUUGGAGAGAAAAAGGGGAGGAUCAUUUGGAGCACACAGACGGGCGAAUGUGACUCUGGAUCCAGACACGGCUCAUCCCAUCCUCAUCCUGUCUGAGGAUCAGAAAAGUGUGAGAUGGGGAGACAUGCAGCAGCAACUGCCCAACAAUCAUGAGAGAUUUGACACUGAGCCCUGUGUGCUGGGCUGUGAGGGAUUCACCCUGGGGAGACAUUGCUGGGAGGUGGAGGUGGGGGAUGGGCCAUUCUGGGCUGUGGGGGUGGCCAGAGAGUCUGUGGGGAGGAAGGGAGAGAUCAGCUAUAGCCCUGAGGGGGGGAUCUGGGCUGUGCAGCAGUGGAAGGAUCAGUUCCGGGCUCUCACCUCCCCUGUGACCCCCCUGCCCCUGAGCCGGGCCCCCAGCAGGAUCCGGGUUUGUCUGGACUGUGACCGGGGGCAGGUGACAUUUAUCGAUGCUGGUGACGAGGCCCCGAUCUUCACUUUCCCGCCGGGCUCCAUCCCUGGGGGGAGAAUCCGACCCUGGCUCUGGCUCACAACAGAUUAUAUGGGCAUGAGUCUCUAG